Colletotrichum phormii is the source of this 1590-nucleotide messenger RNA. RefSeq names its product general substrate transporter. Gene Ontology annotation, cellular component: membrane. Gene Ontology annotation, molecular function: carbohydrate:proton symporter activity. The record is from RefSeq and is a predicted model, not a curated record. Lineage: Eukaryota; Fungi; Ascomycota; Sordariomycetes; Glomerellales; Glomerellaceae. Gene Ontology annotation, biological process: transmembrane transport; carbohydrate transport. The transcript is spliced from 5 exons. Bases 1 to 1590 code for a protein of 529 amino acids.
AUGCUCGACUACCUGCGCCAUCACAACUACAAGGUGACCCGUCACAUCACAUCUAAUCUGUUGAUGGUCACCUUGGUCUUUGGCAUGAGUGUAUUCACAUUUGGAUAUGAGGGCUCAACACUCAACACCAUUCAGGCCAUGACACCGUUUGAACAACGGUUCGGCGACUAUAUUCCAGCCAAGAAGGCCUUCGGAUUCACAUCUAAUAAGUUGGCUUACAUGAACUCAUUCCCUCUUCUCGUCUACGCCGUCGGUGUAAUAUGCGGAGCUCAGAUCGGCGAGCGAUGGGGCCGGAGGCUGGUGUUCUUUCUCACCAAUAUUGUUUGCAUGGCCGGAACAAUCAUUGUUUACACCGCAAAGAGUUACAAUCAGCUACUCGCUGGCCGGAUGAUUGUCAAUUUCCACGUCGGCAUGGAGGCUUUUCUCAUUCCGAUGUUCCAGGCCGAGAUCGCACCAGCCGCCGUUCGGGGCUCACUCACAGCCAUUUACGGUGUAAAUGGCGUCUUCGCAGCCUUCAUUGCGUCCAUUAUAACCGAUGUUACGAGCAAGCUCACUGAUGACAAUUGCUGGAAGAUUCCGGUGGGGAUUGGCUUCAUUUUCCCGGCUUUCUCUCUAUGCUUCUGGGUUCUCAUCCCUGAAUCUCCGCGAUGGCUACUUCGGAAAGGUCAAUAUGCCAAGGCAGUUGAGAAUCUGGAUUAUCUCUACGGAGCAAUGCCAAACUACGAUGCUGAAAAGGAGGCCAAGCUUCUCCAAGAAGCUCUCAACACGAGUGAAACCACUGGAAAGUGGAAGGACUUGGUCAAGGGCACGAAUCUGCGUCGUACCGUCAACGGUCUCAUUGCCGCUGCGUUUGCUCAACUUUCUGGUUCAUCAUUCUCCAACCUGUACGGCACGAUCUUUUUGAAGAGCUUGAAGGUUAUUGAUCCGUUCAUGGCAACCAUGGUCAAGCGAGGGCUCUUGCUUGCGACCGCAAUCACUUUCAUGUUCAUCAUUGACAAGGCUGGCCGACGUCCGCUUUUCUUAUACAUGGGCCUCAUGCAAACGGCAGUUCUCAUGGUUAUGGGUGGAUUGGGUACGAUCUCACAUCCAACGGUCGACAUCAACAAGGGCAUUGUAGCAUUGACAAUGAUGUUCCCUAUCUUCCAUUUCGUGUCUUUCGGUGGCCCUUUGCAACUUACUAAGACCGAGAUUCCCCACAUCACCCUCCGGGACAAGUCAGUCAUGCUUUUCUGGCUGAUGGCCAACCUCUGCAACUUUAUCUCAUCUUUCACCUUGCCCUACCUGCUGCAGGAACCGGCGAACCUUGGUUCCCGAGUCGGCCUGAUCUACGGUUCGAUCUCAGCCUGCGGACUGGUCUGGGGCUGGUUCUGUAUGCCCGAGAUGUCCAAGAAAUCUCUCGAGGAGAUUGAUGAGAUGUUCGCCGCUGGUGUCCCAGCCUGGAAGUCAAGACAUUGGCGAGGCGAGCAAACUGCUAGGAUCACCGAGUUGGAGAACAACGGUGUGGUGCCUAGCGACAGCGACAGUGAGAGGAACAGCAUUGCGAAGUCUGACUUGCAACCUGUUGUUCAAGAAAAGCCAUCUAAGAUUUGA